GGCCGCGGCCGCCUCCCACCCGCGGGAUCCCGGCGUCCGGCAGCCCGCUCACGCGUCCGUCGGUCGGCGGGGUAGUCUGUCCACGCGCGGAUAGCCCAGCGCCCCGGCGCGCGGCCUGGGAGGGCAAGGGCGCAGAGGCGGGACCGCGGCUCCCUCCCACUCCGGGGGGAGCCCAGGAGGCGGCGGUGCUGAAGCGUGAGCCGGGGAAGCAGGCAGAGCGGAGGAGAGGCGGUCGCGAGCACGAGUGGGGUGGGGCGUGCCCACGGGCCCCCGCCCCCCUCGUCCCCCAGCCCAGCUCCGGAGCCGCAGCCCAGGCCGGCGGCACCCUUCCCCCGUGCGUUCUUCAGCCACCCAGGCCUUCCAGGACCCGUGGAUUGGGGUCAAGGGGGACAGGGACGCCCCCUUCAGCGGGAGCCGUCGGGGGAGGCGGACCCGAGACAAGGCAAGCAGCCCCACUGGAGCCAGGCGCAGGGUCUGGGACGCAGCUGCGAGCGCAGAGGGCUGGCUGGGCGCUGCAGAGAGCCGCGGGCUGGGGCUGGGCCUCCUGGGUGACAGGCCCUGCGCGGCCAGAAAGAACGGGAGACCAGCAGGCAAGAGCCCAGACCUAGAGUACAGGCGGCUGCCUCAGCCCCUUAUCUGAGCUGAGGAAACCAAGGAUUUUAGAGCAUCAUUCUCCCCAGCAUAAGAAAGACGCUUGCUUUCCAGAGCAGCACCUUUGUCUGAGACAGCUCUGCCGGGAAGGGGUCCGUGGAGCCUGGAACACACCCCACACUCCUUUAACUGAGGCCUCUGGGCCUCAGAGAGGGCUGGGAGUUAGAAAGGAGGCCGGACAGUCCUUGCUGGACCCCUGGGGAGAGAAGAAGUUGCCUGCCUGCUCCCAGGCCCAGGAGGAGCUGGGCCACUAAUAGUAGGGUCCUGGCCCCUGAGGCAGCAGCGGCCAUGUCACGGCCAGGCCAGGGUGUGAUGAUGCCGGUGAACGGGCUGGGCUUCCCACCGCAGAACGUGGCCCGGGUGGUGGUGUGGGAGUGGCUGAACGAGCACAGCCGCUGGCGGCCCUACACGGCCACCGUGUGCCACCACAUCGAGAAUGUGCUCAAGGAGGAUGCCCGUGGUUCCGUGGUCCUGGGGCAGGUGGACGCCCAGCUCGUGCCCUACAUUAUUGACCUGCAGUCCAUGCACCAGUUUCGCCAGGACACAGGCACCAUGCGGCCGGUGCGGCGCAACUUCUACGACCCGUCGUCGGCGCCGGGCAAGGGCAUCGUGUGGGAAUGGGAGAAUGACGGCGGCGCGUGGACGGCCUACGACAUGGACAUCUGCAUCACCAUCCAGAACGCCUACGAGAAGCAGCACCCGUGGCUCGACCUCUCGUCGCUCGGCUUCUGCUACCUCAUCUACUUCAACAGCAUGUCGCAGAUGAACCGCCAGACCCGCCGGCGCCGCCGCCUGCGCCGCCGCCUGGACCUCGCCUACCCGCUCACCGUGGGCUCCAUCCCCAAGUCGCAGUCGUGGCCCGUGGGCUCCAGCUCGGGCCAGCCCUGCUCGUGCCAGCAGUGCCUGCUGGUCAACAGCACGCGCGCCGCGUCCAACUGCCUCGCCACAAGGGUCCCCGCGCUCCCGGUGAAGAACUUGAACGGUACGGGGCCAGUUCACCCCGCCCUGGCAGGGAUGACCGGGAUCCUGCUCUGCGCCGCCGGGCUGCCCGUGUGCCUGACGCGGGCCCCCAAGCCCAUCCUGCACCCGCCACCCGUGAGCAAGAGCGACGUCAAGCCUGUGCCAGGCGUGCCCGGGGUGUGCCGCAAGACCAAGAAGAAGCACCUCAAAAAGAGUAAGAACCCCGAGGAUGUGGUUCGAAGGUACACACAGAAAGUGAAGAACCCACCUGAUGAGGACUGCACCAUCUGCAUGGAGCGUCUGGUCACAGCCUCUGGCUAUGAGGGCGUGCUUCGGCACAAGGGCGUGCGACCAGAGCUGGUUGGCCGCCUGGGCCGCUGCGGUCACAUGUACCACCUGCUGUGCCUCGUGGCCAUGUACUCCAAUGGCAACAAGGAUGGCAGCCUGCAGUGCCCCACCUGCAAGGCCAUCUAUGGGGAGAAGACGGGCACUCAGCCACCUGGGAAGAUGGAGUUUCACCUCAUCCCUCACUCGCUGCCCGGCUUCGCUGACACCCAGACCAUCCGCAUCGUCUAUGACAUCCCUACUGGCAUCCAGGGCCCUGAGCACCCCAAUCCAGGCAAGAAGUUCACUGCAAGAGGCUUCCCGCGCCACUGCUAUCUGCCCAACAACGAGAAGGGCCGGAAGGUGCUGAGGCUGCUCAUCACCGCCUGGGAGCGGAGACUCAUCUUCACCAUCGGCACAUCCAACACGACCGGCGAGUCGGACACCGUGGUGUGGAACGAGAUCCACCACAAGACCGAGUUUGGAUCCAACCUCACGGGCCAUGGCUACCCAGACGCUAGCUACCUAGACAACGUGCUAGCCGAGCUCACAGCCCAGGGUGUGUCCGAGGCCGUGGCCAAGGCCUGAGGCCCGAGGCUGCCCACUCUCCCUCCUGCUUUGCCCCUGGUCCGCCACAUGCCUUCCUGCGCCAGGUGUGCCCUGGCAGCCCGGGCUCAGGUCUGGGGAGGAGCCCGCGGGAGGGGCCAGAAGCAAUCCGGGGAUUUGGCUGGUGGCAGUUGGUAUGAUGGGAGGAUGGUGGGCCCGCGGGCUCUGACCAAUUGCUCCCCGAGAGGGUCACCAGAGUGUACUGGAAACCACAGCAACCUCCCUAUCAGAAAGACAGAGCCCCACUCCCUCACACAAACACAGGUGUCCUGUUGAACACAUGCACGCACACCCACGUGCCUCUACUUACCCCCAGAGUGGGGGGAGAGAUGGAGACCCCUGUGAUACUCCAUGUGGAUUCCCAUCUUUGUCAGCUGUACAGGCUUGUCUUCAAGCAGGACGACUCAGGUCCGGCACUUGGGGGCCUGGUGGGGCUCCAGCAGGGGACAGAGGGCCACUUGGGGGGGGGGCAGAUAGCCUCCCUCUAUCUCUGCCACCCACUGACAGGCGAUUGUGGGCCCACGAAGGGAAAGCCCCCAGAUUAUUCAGCAGUUUUGCAAAGGGGCGGGCAGACAGAGGGACUAGAAGAAUCUUACUUUGUGCUUGUGUCUCUUCAUCCUUCUGGGACCCUGACCACCUCCUUCUCCCCUCCCGUCCCCAGGCCUCAUGUCUGUACCUGAUAAAGGCACUGUUUUCCUUUCCUCCCCACCCAAAUCCCUACCAACAACAAGAUCAAAAGGCCGGAGGAGCUUCUGGCUUCAGGAGCGAGACGAGGAGGCCUAGCUUAGGCCAGCAGGUUUAAAAAGCAGAUUGGACAGCAAAGAGUCCAUUUCCCUUUCCUUGGGAGUGGGCAGUGGGGUGGCUGAUAGUCUCGGCCAACCAGGGGCCUGUUGCCCAGGCAACUCACCAGCUCCGCCUCUGUUGAUUGGCUGCCAUGGUGGAAGUCAGCCAAGAUUUAAAGGGACGCCAGUGAUUGCUCUUUUGAAAAUCUACCAGUCCCACUGUGGGUGGAGAAAUAAAUGGUCUUUCUCCUCCUCA
Messenger RNA from Vicugna pacos (alpaca), 3579 nucleotides. The record is from RefSeq and is a predicted model, not a curated record. NCBI's taxonomy places the organism in Eukaryota, Metazoa, Chordata, Mammalia, Artiodactyla, Camelidae.